Aspergillus clavatus NRRL 1 is the source of this 915-nucleotide messenger RNA. It is a transcript of the gene flbD, whose product is annotated as putative MYB family conidiophore development protein FlbD. The transcript has a single exon. Gene Ontology annotation, molecular function: DNA-binding transcription factor activity, RNA polymerase II-specific; RNA polymerase II cis-regulatory region sequence-specific DNA binding. Gene Ontology annotation, cellular component: nucleus. Gene Ontology annotation, biological process: mitotic cell cycle; positive regulation of transcription by RNA polymerase II. The record is from RefSeq and is a predicted model, not a curated record. Bases 1 to 915 code for a protein of 304 amino acids. Lineage: Eukaryota; Fungi; Ascomycota; Eurotiomycetes; Eurotiales; Aspergillaceae.
AUGGCUCCCACUCAUCGUCGAGGACCCUGGGUCCCAGAGGAAGAUCAGUUGCUCCUUCAACUGGUGCGCGAGCAAGGCCCCAACAACUGGGUUCGCAUCUCACAGCACAUGCACUAUCGGUCCCCCAAACAAUGCCGGGAGCGAUUCCACCAGAAUUUGAAGCCCUCACUGAACCGGGAGCCCAUCUCCGCUGAGGAAGGUCUGAUGAUCGAGCGCAUGGUCAACGAGAUGGGCAACCGGAGCGACAACGCAGUCAAGAACUGGUGGAACGGCAGCAUGAACCGGAAGAGAAGAGGCCUCUCGGUGUCGGCCGCCAGCCCCUCCCGCACUUUCCACGGCCGCGUGGAAGCACCCUAUCCGCGGGCAUCGAUGGCCCUCAGCAGCCCUCCCAGUCGAUCCGGCUACUCCAUCUCCCACGACAGACCCCUCACCUCGUGGACUGAUUCGCCCACUAUCGAGGCCCGACGAGACUCCUCCGCUGGUUGCUCUCGGCAGCUGAGCCCCAUCUUCACUCUUCCUACUCUCAACCGACCCGUUGAAACGCCCUUGACUUCCCCAACCUACUCAGACGCCUCCCGCGCCCCUUCUCUCGGCUCUCCCUCGAUGGUCUCGGAUCACAACUCGGUUUCCUCCGCCUCCCCACGAACCGUUGCCUCACCGCAGCUUCUGCCUCUCCUGGGCGACUUUCGCAGACAGAGCCAAGGGCUCGAGGACGUCUACGUGAACCAUCCCUACGCCCGCCUGAAGGUGCUCGAACCCUUUUCCGACGCUGCCUCAAAGCCACGCUGGAUUCCCGACCCUCAGCCCUGGAAUCAGCCAUCCACAUCGCUAUCGCAGAGCUGGACAACUUCAGAGCCUGUCAAGGCCGAGCCUCGUCGAGAUUCGCGGAUGGGCCUCGACAACUUGCUUAACUGA